AUUUUCAAUUUUUUUCUUAGCUUUCAUUUUCCUAUCUUGUAUUCAUUUUCAAUUUUUUCUACUGAUUUUUACUCCAACCGAUUUAUCUACUUGUUCCAUUCCCUCUCAGCACUCAUUUUCUCCUACCUUUGUUUCCUUGUAAAUCUAGUCCACAAAAGAAAAUUUGUAGAAUUCAGACUUGAGAGGAUCUAGGGAAAGACACAAGAGGCUGUUUUUCUUUAUUAGACUAGCCAGUGAAGAAUUAAUUAAGGAGAUGGCUGUGGAAAUCAUAACUGCUAUUUUGAGCCCAGUCGCAGAACACUUGAUACUGCCAGUUGCUCGACAGAUUGGGUAUUUGAUUUACUAUAGGCGCAACAUCAGGUCUCUGGAUGAAGAAUCUAAUAAGCUCGAGAAUAUCAGAAGUGGGGUGAAUCAAAGAGUGGAGGCUGCCCGGAGAAACUUACAAGUCAUUUCACCCAAUGUUGAGGCUUGGUUAACUAGUGUUGAUACUACUACUGCUGAUGUGGCAGUUGUAAUGGGAGGUCGAACUGAGGUUGAAAGGGGUUGCAUCUACGGUUGGUGUCCAACAUUGAAGUCACGUUACUUGCUGAGCAGGAGAGCUAAGAAAAUUACACUGGAAGUUACUAAACUUCAAAAGGAAGGUAACGAGCAUGCUGUUUUCUGCUAUCCGGUUCCAGCUGAUGAAAUUGAAGCUAUACCUAGUAACACUAAUGAGGAGUUUGUCUCCAGAAAACAAAAGAAGGAAGAGGUCAUGGCAGCUUUGAGAGAUGAGGAGAUUACUAUUGUUGGGAUAUGUGGUAUGGGUGGUGUUGGUAAAACAACACUGGCUGAGAAAGUAAGAGCAAGGGCAAAACAAGAAAGGUUAUUUAAUGAUGUUGUCAUGGUAACUGUCAGUCAACAACAAGACCUGAAAAGAAUUCAGGGCGAGAUCGCCGGAGAGGUCGGGCUGACGUCAUUGCAAGGAGACAAUUUGUUAAGUCGUGGAGAUCAGCUCCGUGCAAGGUUAAUGCAAAAAGGAAGUCGCGUCCUUGUAAUUUUGGAUGAUGUUUGGGAGGCUCUUUAUGAUCUAGAGAAACUUGGAAUUCCCACUGGUAGCAACCACAACUAUCAGUGCAAAGUGGCAUUGACGACGCGCCUCCGAGAUGUUUGUGACGCUAUGGAGGCUCAAAAGAUUGUAGAUGUUGGAAUCUUAUCUGAUGAAGAAGCAUGGGUCCUUUUUAGGCAGAAAGCUGGUUAUUCAGCUGAUGAUCCCUCUCUUCCUGAAGUAGCAAAAGAUGUUGCCAAAGAAUGCAAGGGGUUGCCACUUGCAAUUGUUACUGUUGCAGGAGCACUAAAGGGUAAAACGAAGCCUUCAUGGGAGGAUGCCCUUGUAGAAUUACAAAAAUCAGUACCAAAAAAUAUCCCAAAAGUGCUUACAAAGGUGUAUCAACCUCUGAAGACAAGCUAUAAUCACUUAGAGAGUGAUGAAGCCAGGUAUGUCUUUUUGCUUUGUUCCUUGUUUGAGGAAGAUAGUAAUAUUUGGACUGAAGAAUUACUUAGAUAUGGAGUGGGGCUUGGCAUCUUUUCAGAACUUGAAAAUUUAGAACGUGCAAGAAAUAGGGUGUCUAAUCUGUUAGAAACAUUGAAAAAUUGUUUCUUGUUAUCCCAAGGUUCAGGUAAAGAUUAUGUCAAAAUGCAUGAUGUGGUCCGGGACGUGGCUAUAUAUAUUGCAUCUGAGGGUAAGCAUAUUUUUAUGGUAAGUCACGAUGUGAACUCCAAAGAGUUCCCAAGAAAAGACUCUUACGAGCAAUAUAGUCAUAUGUCAAUUGUUGCAAAUAAGUUUGAUGAGCGUCCCAGACCAAUAUCUUGCCCACGACUGAAGCUUCUGAUGUUAAAAUUCCGUUUCAAAGAGGGUUUCAAACUACAAGAUGGUUUUUUUGAUGGAACGAGUAAACUCAGUGUCAUAAGCCUGAGUGGAUCUGGUCGAAACUCCCUUCUGCCCUUUCCAUCAUCCAUUCAGAGGUUGUCAAAUCUGAAGACGCUGUGUCUGAGUAAUCUAAGGUUGGAUGACAUGUCUAUUAUUCGGGAACUAGUCUCUUUAGAAAUUCUCAGCAUCAGAGAUUCUUACUUGAAGGAGCUUCCGGUGGAGAUAGGAAACUUAACCAAUCUAACUAUGCUAGAGUUAACCAAUCCAGCUAUGCUAGAGUAUUGGAAUAUUGGAAAAGAACGUAUGAGGAUUUCACCAGGGGUGUUAUCAAGAAUAGUUCGAUUGGAGGAACUACAUCUAGUGGGAGUAGAAGAUUGUAGUUACUCCACCUUGAGGGAGCUGGAAUCGUUAUCGAGAUUGACUGCACUGACAUUAGAUGGAUGUUCUAAAGAUGUGAUUUACAGUAACUUGGGCCUUUCCUCCAAGUUGACACGGUACGCUCUUAAAAUGGGUGGACGCUACACGAUUACUUCAUUCAUGGAAACUUACAACAAGGCUAUCGAUCUAGACGUCACCAAGGGCACCCCAUUGGGUGAUUGGAUCCGCCUCCUGUUGAGGAAUAGCGAAUGUGUAAGUUCAAGCGGAAAGGGCUCCAAGAAUGUAGUGUUCGAGUUGCAGAAUGUGAAAGAUCUCAGGCUGUCUGAUUGUGAUUCAUUGAAUAUCCACUAUCAGAAUAAUAUUUCAUUCCCCAAACUCGAAAGGCUGGAGGUAAUCUAUUGUGGUCAUCUACGGCAUCUUUUUUGUGUGUCCUUAGCUUGCCCUGAUGAUGAAGAAGAAGGGAUCUCUCGAGGGACACAUAUCAGAGGUGACGUAAUUAAGUUCCCCAAUUUAUAUUGCUUGAAACUUGAUGAUCUGGAAUGCUUCACACACUUUUGCAGUGACACUGUUGAGGGCAUUGAGUUCUCUCUGUUACGGGAAAUGCAUUUGAAGGAAUUACGAGUGUUCCAAAAUUUCUGGCCAACAGCCAACAAUGCCAUCACCGACUCAAAUCCUCUUUUUAAUGAAAAGGUUUCUUGUCCCAACCUGGAAGAGCUAUAUAUCAAUGAGGCUGACAGCAUAAGUUCUCUAUGCUCUCACCAACUUCCAACUGCCUACUUCAGCAAACUUGAGACAUUGAAAGUAAAUGAGUGUGGAAAAUUGAGAAACUUGAUGUCUCCAUCAGUGGCCAGAGGUCUUCUGAAUCUCCGAAAGCUAAAGAUAGAAAAAUGUCCAGUAAUGGAAGAAGUGAUCACAGAAGAGGAACAAGAAGGAGAAGAAAUCAUGACUAAUGAGCCCUUAUUUCCCCGGUUGGAAAAGCUGAAACUUGCAUGUUUGCCAAUGCUGGGGCAUUUCAUUCUGACUAAGCGUGCUCUUGAAUUUCCAUUUCAUAAAAGAGUGGUUAUUUAUAAAUGCCCUAAAAUGAAGACAUUUAUCCAACAGGGAAUUGUGAGUACACUGAGUUUCGAAAGUGUGAACAAUAAUGAUGAGCUGAAAAUUGUUGAUCUCAAUAAAGCGAUGUUCAAUUCUAAGGUUACUUGUCCCAACCUUAAAGAGCUAGGACUCUAUGAGGCUAACAGCAUAACUGCUCUGUGCUCUCACCAACUUCCAACUGCCUCCUUCAGCAAACUUUCAGCCUUGGAAGUAGAAUAUUGUGGAAAAUUGAGAAACUUGAUGUCUCCAUCAGUGGCCAGAGGUCUUCUGAAUCUCCGAAAACUAUGGAUAAAAGCAUGCCGAUCAAUGGAAGAAGUGAUUGUAGAAGAGGAACAAGAAGGAGAAGAAAUCAUGUGUAAUGAACCCUUAUUUCCCCGAUUGGAAGAGCUGAGACUUAUCAAUCUGACAAAGCUGGGGCAUUUCGUUCUGACUACGCAUGCUCUUGAAUUUCCAUUCCUCAGAGAAGUGGAUAUUUCUACAUGCCCCGAAAUGAAGACAUUUAUCCAACAAGGAACUGCGAGUACACUGAAUCUCGAAAACGUGAACAAUGAUGAUGAGCUGAAAGUUGUUGACCUCAACAAAGCGAUGUUCAAUUCUAAGGUUUCUUGUCCCAACCUGCAAGUGCUAGAACUCUAUGGGGAUAAGAGCAUAAGUACUCUAUGCUCUCACCAACUUCCAAUGGGCUACUUUAGCAAACUUGAAAAACUGGAAGUAGAAAAUUGUGGAAAAUUGAGAAACUUGAUCUCUCCAUCAGUGGCCAGAGGUCUUCUGAAUCUCCGAACACUACGGAUAAAAGAAUGCCAAUCGAUGGAAGAAGUGAUUACAGAAGAGGAACAACAAGGAGAAGAAAUCAUGACUAAUGAGCCGUCCUUAUUUCCCAUGUUGGAAGAGCUGAUACUCCAUAAGCUACCAAAGCUGGGGCACUUCUUUCAGACAAAGCGUGCUCUUGAAUUUCCAUUCCUCAUAAGAGUGAUGAUUCUUGAAUGCCAUGAAAUGAAGACAUUUGUUCAAAAGGGAUCUGUGAGUACACCGGUUCUCGAAAUUGUGAAUAAUGAGCUGAAAGUAGAUGAUCUGAAUAAAUGGGUACAACAGAGUUUCAAUUCUAAGGAACAAGAAUCUAAUCAAGGUGGAUACCAAUCUGAAGCUAGUGAUCACGAUGAAUCUGAUGCUAUUAAUGACGAUGAAUCUGAAGCUAUCGAGUCUCUAAAGGGUGAACCAUGAUUUUUGGGUGAAAGUAGAUGAUCUGGGUGUAUAGAAAACAACCUCUCUCAAGAUGGCAGUGAAUCUGAAGCUAGAGUGGUGUCUAUGAAUACAAAGCUAGGAAGGUAAUACUUGAUGAAAUAGUCCAAGUGCAUCCAAGUCAGCUCGAACAUUACCUGAUAUCUAUGCUCGUGAUGGAGGCCGGUAACAAGCAGAGAUGGGUCCACAUUAUAAUCACGUAAAACCCGGCAGCUUUUACCGAGAGACUUUGUAUCAUCUGUAUUUGUAAUUUCUAGAAAAUAGUUGAAUGUGGAUGCAAUUAUUAUUUUUAUUAAUAUAUAUGAACUUGUGGUCACUGUAGGAUUUUAUAAACUUUUAAAGUUUGAGUUCUCUCUUCCUUUUGAUGCUAUAUAAAGGCUUCGAUCAUUUUCUUUUGAUGC
Molecule: messenger RNA, 5016 nt
Organism: Capsicum annuum
Lineage: Eukaryota; Viridiplantae; Streptophyta; Magnoliopsida; Solanales; Solanaceae
Product: disease resistance protein SUMM2
Exons: 5
Coding region: 254-4597 (1447 amino acids)
Molecular function (GO): ADP binding
Source: RefSeq, a predicted model, not a curated record